UUUCAAUUAACUGAAAAUAUUAUAUAAUAUAAAUAAAGGCUUAAUUUCGAAAACUAUACGAAAAAUUUAAUGCAACAAAUAAAGAGCUAUUUGGUGUUAACAAAUUUCAAUAAAAAAUGAGUUAAAUAAAAAAAGAAAUGAGUUAAAUAAAAAUAAACAAAGUGAAGUUUUAAAAAAUUUUAGAAAAAAUUAAACAAAAAUAAAUCGAUUUCAAAACUGCAUUGCGUAAUAAAAAAGAAAUUAUACCGAAAAAAAAACAAAAAUAAAUAAAUAGAAAAUAUAAUAUAAUAAAAAAAUUAAUCAAAAAAAUUAUAAAAAAAUUAUAAAAAAAUAUUAUAAAAAAAAUGAUCGAAAAAAAUAACAAUAAAACUAUUAAAUGAAAAUCGAGCACCCUAAAAUACUAAAAGCUAAAUUAAGAAAAGAAAAAACAGUAGAUUUGUUAGCUAAGCACAAACAACAGAUUUGAUGUUACACUGUAAGUUAGUUUGUUAACAAAUAAUAAAAGUACAUAGUUAAAUCAGCACUAAAAACUAGCUACAAAUUAAUUAGAGACAAGCGCUAGCUGGUAGUUUAUGUAAAUAACGAGCAACUAAGAGGCAUAGCAUAUAGAAACAAGUGACUACUUUAAAUUUAAUUGUGUUUAAAUGUGAGUUUUAAAUGAAAACAACAAUUACGCCAUAAAUAUACAAAUAUAAAAUUUUGUGAAUUAUCGCAACGUGAAAAUAUAAAAUCCAAAUAAUUGCUAAACAAGGCAACCAGUUGAAACGUCGACAAAUUUCUCUGAAACUAUAAAUUAAGAAACACAAAGUAUCUCAGUAGGAUUGAGUACUUAAACGUUCGUUUCCAUUCGUCAAGCUAAAACCGUUAACCACAAAUAAACCGUUACUAGCGAACAAAUACCCCUCCACGGCUGAAAUGCCAAAGGCAAGCGAGGCAUCCAAAUGGAUUUUCAUAACGACGAGAACAACAACAAAAGAACUAGCAAUCAGCAAAAACAUCGAACGCGGUUAAAGUGGCUGAUGCUAAAUAAGUCAUAAAAGAAUUAAAAUUCAUAAGACAACCGUUAAAAGAACUCUUCGCGCAAGGCAGACAAUAUAAACGGUUUAAUAAAGUAGAAAAUUUAUGAAGUGAGCAUAACGGUGGUAAUUAGUGAAACCGUUAAUUGCUAUUAGCUUAGUAUAAAAUAAUACCACCAACAACAACAUUAUAGCAGCCAAAGAACAUCUUCCGUUUGUACAGGCAAAAGUGCAGUUAACGUCUAUGGAAAUCCCAUUGCGAAGACUAAGACCAACAUUGCAACAACGACAACAACAACAACAACCACAACCAUACCGACAACUGCCAAAGCAGUUAAAAUACACCAGCAAGCAACAGCAAUACAAACAAACACAACAAAAAACACUAAAACAACAACGACAGUCUCAGCCACAGCCACAGCCAGAAUCAGAACCACAGCAGCCACCGAGCGCGAACUCACGCUGUAGUUGUAGUAGUUAUAAUGACGAAAUUAGUUAUAUGCCUUCUAUUUUUCGGACUAUUCGCCAUCCAAACGGUCGGCCAUAUGAACAGUGAUCCAGCGCCAGGUCGCUCGCCCGGACCACCUCCCGCCAAACGAAAUCUCGCCACAGCUGCGCUGCCACCCGUUGUGCUCAAUGCGAGUGCGACAAAUGAUGCCAAUACCAACACUGUGACGGCACCCGCACCGGCGUUCGCCACUCCUGCCACCACGGCGACACAAACCGAUGGCCGCAAUGGCCCAAACAACCAGGCGGGCAACGGGCAUUACGGCGCGCACUCGGUCGACCGCAAUUACGGCAAUAAUAGUAACAAUAACAAAGAUGGGAGAGCAGUUAGGAGCGGCAACAGCAAUAACGGCAAUACAAACACCAACAACGAACAACAAUUAGUUUCCCGUAGCACAGAGUUAACCAACACCGAUGAGAUUAACAUCAAUUUGAGCAAAUUACCCUCGAGCAGCGACGGCAGUGCAGCGGCAACGGUGUCCGAUUCCGCUUUAGGCCGCACUGACGAGCACUACACAUACGAUAAUUUGGCUCACAUGGCGUCGGCGCGUGUGGCAAAUGGCGGUGAGCUUUCAAGGAAUACUGCCACAGGUGCCUCGGCUGCUGCUGAAGCGCUAAUUGCGCAGCAGACAAAAACGAACACCAUCAGCAAUACUAGAAGCUGUCAUGAUGGCUUUAGCCACUUCCUCAACGAUGUGGUCGACGUGGAGGAGGAGGAGCAGUCGGAGACGAAUGGCGAGGAUGUUUUCGAUGACCGCACACGAGUCGGAGGCCACAUGGGACAUCAUUUGUUUAUCGAUUUGCGGCUGGAACAUCAUGUCUUUGAAACGUCAUCGGUUGGCAUCAAUUGCGGUUUGAUGUAUCAAGUGCGUCUGCUGACAUACGCCAAGCCAUCAACGCCCAAGGCAGCCGGCCGUGCGACAAGAGCCGAUGCCGCACAAACGCAGCCAUUAGACGGCAACGCCUUUGUGGAAGCCACUACCACGGAAAAUAUGAGUACAAAAGCGAAAGUGAAUAGCCAGGAAGACAUGAGGGACCACAGCAAUACGGCUAAUGCUGGCAAUGACAAUGACAGCGGCCCUGACGGUGGUGACGGUGGCAGCGGCAACGCAAACGGCAACGAGCUGCAUUACACGGGGGAAUUUUUCGUGGAAACACUUUCGACAUUAAGCGGUCGCGAACGUGGCAGUUUUGUUGAUCACCAUUCAGCAGCGACGAGCAACAAGUUGCCAAUUUCAUGGUUCAGUUCACUUCAGCGCAACGACGCCAACCAUAACGGCGAUGAUGCUGACGCUGGCGAUGAUGACAGUCGGGAUUUCGAGGCGGAAAAAAAUGAUUUCGACUCGGCCACAUCGGCGUCGGAUGAAGAGAAUUUCGCUUUCGGUCAUAAUUACGAUGCCAUUGGUAGUGGCCAUGGCCACUUUCAACAGCAGCAGCAGCAGCAACAGCAACAACAACAGCAACAGAUGUUCGCCACCAAGUGGCUGCAACAAAGUUGGGAUAAAGCAACUAAUCGACGGUCACAGAAUAACAGUAGUCGGAAUGCUAGAAAAAUGUGCCCAGAAAAUAAAUGGCAUGGUAGUGCUAAAAGUCAACAACAACAACAACACAAUGGACAGCGUGACUCCAGUAGCACAGGUAGCAGUGAGUACCACGUACGUGGCGUACCCGUUGCGGGGAGUGGGAGUGGUGCGAAUUUGAGGGAUGAGAACAACGCAAACGGAAACGAAGUGCACACAGAGUCUUUGGGCUUCUGGAUGUUAAAUGAGCUAUGCGAACAGGAUGAUACCAUCGAAUUCAGAGUGUUUUUUCGGGCGACUUUUGAUAGUGACCGUGCCGGGAACACAAGAAGUCGCAGUAGCAGCAACAGCCACAUGAACAAUGCCAAUGGCAGUAGUUACAGCAGUAACAACAACAACAACAUAAAAGUCGACGCACAACAUGUGGUGUUCAAAAAAACUUUUAAAUUUCAACUACGCAAAGACUGCCAAUUGUUGUUGCGUGAAGUCACCAGAGGAACUUUAGACUACACAGCACUUCCAUUGUACAGCAUCGAUUGUACCGUACAUUUCCCUCCGUAUCGACUCUUUGAGACUGAACACAACCAGAACAACCCAACUGGGUCUGCGAGUGCCGCAAAUGGCGACAUCCCACCGGCUGGUAUACUCGUUGAGCUCCAACGACUGAAUGUGCCCUGCAACAGUGGCGGCUACAUACGCUUCAAUGAGCGGACGCGCUUAUGCGGAAAACUGGAAGAACUCAACGCCGCCGAUCGCAGUUAUCACUUCGAUGUGCGCAGCCACACCACAGUAUACUUCCAUAAAAGUCCAAUGUUCAGCCUCAGCUACAAGCUCGUGGACUAUUGUUAUAACAUAACGACGAGCAAUCAAACCGGCGAGUAUUACAUACGUCCGAGUAUGCGCGACGCAGUCGAGUGCUACUUUCGUAUACACCUGCCGUAUGGAAAUCGCAUAAGUCUGACACUCGUGACGAACAACGACAGCGCGAUUAUGCAGCCGAAUGAUGGCAUUCAAUUAAAUGCGGCCGGCGAAGAGGACACGUUCAAUAUCUACACCAACGAGGGUAUACAAAUCGACACACAGCGCAUAAAUUUGACGCUGGUGAGUAGUGGUAGCGGGAGUAGUAAAAAAAGUGGCGCUGCAACGACAGUGUUUAGACGCGCCGAACCCAAAGCGGCGGCGCGUACGCAAGCACAAGAGCAAAGCGCGUACACGCUUCGUGCGUAUAAUGCAACGCGAGAGCAUGUCAACAAGCGUUCCACAAGUUCAUUGGAUGGUUUCCUCAGAAUUAUGGAGAGCAAAAUCAAAGAGUUCAGCUUCGCUGCGAGCGGCAAGUCUAUACAAGGAGCCAUUGAAAUCUCUAACUGUGAUGGAGUUAUCGUUAAAAUAUUCGAAAGCGAUGCCGCGCGAUGGUCCUAUUGUAUAAACGAUACCAAUCGCAUGCAAGCCUUUCUUUUAACCUCAACUGGCAAUACACUGAAUAUACAUCUCUUCAAAGCGACGCGUAUAAACUACAACAACAAUAUACCGUUUAUGGCUGAUACGUUGCCCGGUAUCGAUCACAACACGCCCAUUACCUCACUGCCCACAGUUUAUCUGUCAUAUGCGGCGCAACCCAUUGCAGAGCUCGUUUCCAGCUGCGACUUCGGUUGGGUCGCCAUGCAACAGUUUUGCAUAAAUGCCAUUGAAGUAGCCAUGUCGUGGCCAGAUGCGGAGGAGCAUUGUGUAAACUUGGGCGGUCACUUGGCUUCCAUCCGCAAUGAGCAACAACAACAAGUCAUACAUGAAAUCCUUUUUCGUAGUCCCGGCUAUGAUGAUCAGAAUGCCUAUUGGGUUGGUGGCUCGGAUAGCAGCUAUGAGGGUGACUUUCGCUGGAGCGACGGACUGCUGUUUCAGUAUACAAACUGGUUUCCUGGAUGGACGGAACACAGUCAUUACAAUAAGCAGCCCAACGAUGAUGGUCUUAGCAGUCAAGAUUGCAUAGAGUUACGUCGCUUUUUUCGUACACCACCGGGUAUACAAACGAAUCGCAGUCCGUUGACGAGCACUUUUAUGUGGAAUGAUCGUGAUUGCAGUGCAAAGAAUUUUCUAAUCUGUGAGCGGCCUUUGAGCGAUGACUCUUUGAGACGUAGUUGGAUAAACGACUGUAAUAAGACGGUCUCAUUAACUAAGGAGCAUCCGCGCGCUUCAAUUUGGAGUCCGUCGUUUCCACGACAAUAUCCCGAUAAUGCAAAUUGUUUUACAACAAUAACAGCGCCAACGGGCUAUCGUGUCGUCAUCGAAUUCGAAGAGCUGGUGAUCGAGAAUGAAGCGGGUUGUACCUAUGACUAUUUGGAAAUUACCGAACCAACACACUACGAUAACUUCAAAACUACAAAAUCUUCCAAAAACAAAAAUAUGUUAAAUAUAAAUAAUAGUAGUAAAAGUAAUAUAAAUAUAAAUAAAACAUUUCGAAAGCGAAGUUCUUAUGAGAAACCUAGCCUUAGUUCAUCGUAUACUAUGCCUAUGUCUACAUCUACAUCUACAUAUACAUCUAGUAAUUCUAAUACGAACGCUUAUUCUAAUACUUAUACAAAUUAUGCUAGUACGAAUGCUGUAAAUAAUAUAAAUACGAAUGUAAAUGCGAAUGCGAAUGCGAAUUUCAACACUAACACCAACAACAAUAACAAUAAUAACAACAACAACUACUUGUAUUCGAAUAGCUAUAACAACUACAAUCUCGCGCAAACGAAUUAUCAAAAGCUCCUGCACAUCUUCUCGAGUCUCUACCGACCGCAUACGAAUUACCUAAUACAAACACCCGACUAUCCACAUGGCAAUCCGAACUAUCCAACGAAUCAUCACAAUCGUUUACGUUCGGAUGCAAAUGCGGAAACGAACGCUUUGCCGAAGCGCUUAUGCGGCGAUUGGAGUUCCAAGCUGAAGCUGCUGCGUCACGUCUCCACUGGCUCCUACUUAGGCUUGCAUUUCGUUUCCGAUUACUCGCAUCAUUUUGGCGGCUAUAAAGCAAAAACUUAUAUGGAAAAUAGAAGUUAUACGUUCCGUGCCGCCUCGGAGUGCGCCAACGAACGUCUCAAGUACUACAAUGGUUCCUGUUAUCUCUUCAUAUCCUAUCCCGAAGUGGAUUGGUGGACGGCGCAGCAAGUGUGUCGUGGUAUGGGUGCACAACUGUCGUCGGUGUCGUCCUCGGAUGAGCACAGAUUUAUUACAUCGAACAUACGAAACCAAAUAGACUAUUCGCCGCAGCUGAUAUACUGGCUGGGUGCCGAGCUGGAGAAAAGCGGUCAAUUCGAGUGGACCGAUGAUACUAGAAUGAGCUUUCAGGGCUGGUUACCCGGUCAGGGUCAAUUCGAAGAACUGCCUACAGACGCCAUAUGUUUGGGUCUGCAAUGGAAGAUGUCGCCAACGCCAAUGCUACCAUCGGGCCUGUAUUGGCAAUCACAAAAAUGCAGUAAGGUCGGCGGUUAUGUGUGCAAAAAGCCGAAGGAUUCAUUUGGUACAUUUUCCGCCAAUAAUCUCACUAUAACGGGUGCUGAGGGCAGACUUGUGUCACCAGCCUAUCCCAGCACAUAUCCAAUAAAUCUGGAUUAUUGGGUACACAUCAAAACACCGGAACGCACCCGCAUAAUACUGCAGUUCCAGAAAAUCGAUCUCGAGCCACAGGAUGAGUGUCUCUAUGAUUACGUUAGCAUACAAGACUACGAAUUAGUCUCGCACAUAACAUUGGAGCCCGGCAGCAAUCCACUGCCAAUGGCCAUGCUUACGUCGGAGGAAGAACUAACAUCCAUCGACAAUGAAGUGAGCAUAGGCGAGUUCGACACAAAGUAUAGUCAAAGGCCUAAACGUAGUAUAAGAAGAAAAAAACGGUGGAGCUACCAAACCACCACUAACACUGCCAGUACUGAAUAUACAAAACUAGCACAUGCGAAGAAAUAUGAGAAUAGCAAAAGAACGCACAAGGGUAGUCAGCAUUUUAGUAGUGAAUUGCGCUCGAAAACAAUACAAACUAACAAUAGUCAGUUAAACACAGCGAGUGGUACAAUAACAAAAUAUCAAAAUCCCAAACAUCGCCGGCGAAAAGCGAAAAUGGCGCGACGGAAACGUAACAGUAUUUUAGAGGAUAGUGAUCCAUUAAUGAUACCACUACCUGUAGAUAAUGCACAAUCAUUCCUGCCAUAUGUACGCUGGUGCGGCACACAUACCUCCAAUAUGUCGAAAUUCGACUUUGUCUCUAGGUCCAAUGAGGCUAUGCUGAAUUUCCAUAGCGAUUAUUCGGUCAAUGGCAUCGGGUUUGCAGCUACAUGGAAGGCAAUCGAUGUUUCGGGCUGUCCGCUGCAGACACUCACUUCACGCGAGGGCACCGUCUACAGUCCCAACUAUCCAAAUUUUUUACUCAACAACUUGAAUUGUGCUUAUGUGAUACAAGCGCCGACGGGCAGACGCGUCUGGCUGGAGUUCAAUGAGUUCGACUUGAAAGUGGACGCGAUUUUGGAGGUAGAUACUGGUAGUGGCCUUCUACGGCCAUUUCAUACUAGAGAACUGCUCAGUGAGGGCAUAUUCGUAAGUGAACGUGAACAGUUGCGCAUACAAUUUCGAACCGGACAACAUCCGCGUGGCAAAGGCUUCCAAGCUGUCUAUCGCACAGUGGUGCCACUGGAACGUCGUGAGCGAAUCAUCAGCUUGCAACUCAAUUCAAGCGGUUCUCUUUAUCAACUGAAUUAUCCACAUCCGAUGCCGGAAAAUGUGGACUUCACUCAUCAUUUGGUGGCACCCUUCGGUCAGAAUAUCCUGUUGGAAUUACAUGGCGUUGAGUUCAGCGACAACGGCGGUUGUCCGGAUGGUAGUCUUCUAGAGGUUUUUGACAACUACGCCGAUAAUAAUGGCACAAGAUGGCAGCUGUGCAAAUUCCAACCACCAACAACGCUUCCACACACAGGUCCACCAAAGCAUCCAGCAGAGCGACCGAAUGCAGCCUACGAUUAUUUGCAACCACAGGAUAUAUUUUACAGUCGCACUCAUUCGAUGUUACCACCAACUAAAUCGAGCAGUAGACUACAGCUCAGGACAGUCGCGACCGCAGCGCCACCAGUAUACAUAACCUCAUAUUUGAAUACGCUGCACAUACGCCAACGCACAGGCCAACACUCCAAUGCGUUGCUCAAUGCAACCGUGACCAUACAGUGGGACAACACAUACAAAAUGAAAUUGACUGCUGAUGAGAAAACCGUCGAAUCAUGCCAACCGAAUCCCUGUCAGUUCAAUGGUAAAUGUGUGUUCAAUAAUGGUUCGAACUACUGUCAGUGCCAAGGUCACUAUACCGGCAGGUUUUGUGGCUUAAACAUUUGUGAGUUGGAGCCGUGCGUCUUUGGUAAAUGUGAACUAACUACUAAUAGCUUCAAGUGUCAAUGCCAGCCGGGUUAUAUGGGUCACACAUGCGAGCUAAAGCAAAGACCUUGUGCUGAGAAUCCUUGUGAAGGUCGCGGCGCUUGUUUCGAAAGAAAUGGUGGCUACUUUUGUCGCUGUCACGCUUGGUGGGAAGGCGCGCGUUGCGAGCGUCGUAUGCUGCACAUACCCUAUAAACCGUUAUCGGAACGCAUGCUACAAGAGCCAUUUUGGUUGGGAUUGAUAACAGUAUUUGUUGUAUUGGCUGUCAUCGGUUUGGUUUGGUGUGCCAAACGGCAUUUUCCGGAGAAAAUCGAAAAGUUACUCGCUGAGGAAGCGGAUCGAAAUCGACCACCUGGUUCCAUACAUGGACAUCAUCAUCACACAUCAUUACGCGAGCAAUUGCAAUUUACUACUGCCAUUCCACAGUCAACCGGCAAUAUAGCACCGGGCACACAGCGUUCCAUAUUCAACAGAUUGGGUAUCAGAAAACCGUCACUUUUGAGCCUCAGCAGCCCCAAUCCAAUACCCGGAGGGGGAGGGGCAGCAGCGCGUACAUUUUCACUUGACGAUCUAUUACGACCGCCUCCCCGACGUUCGCCGUCGCCACGCAAGAAGCGCAACAACUCUACGCCGGUAAAGAAAAAUGCUGCCGAAAAGAAACAAAUUUUACAACAACUAGUCUCGCCGGCAACGAAUGUGGACAAGCCGAAAGUUAGCCUCGGCGAGCUCAUCAACAUGACGGAGAAUCGUCUGCGCGCUUCGGCCAGCAAUGUCGACUCCGAGAGCGAUGUUAAAGAGACUACAUUCUCUGAGAAUUCUGGCUCGCUGACAUCGACAAAUGUAGCGAAUGUUGCACGCACAAUUGCCGAUCCGAAACUCGAGAAGAAGGUGACAUUCGCGCGACUGCUGAAUAAAGUGUCUGCUGAAAUGAGCUCUGGUUCGGAUAUGGAUAUUGGACAUAUGACGAACGCACGGAACUCGAGUGCCCUCAGCCUACCAACUGAUUUACAGUUUCGCGGCAGCUCAGUGCCUGCGUCACCGUGCACAAACGAUAUACGUUCACCGCACAGCACCUCAUCGAAUCAGGGUAGCGACUCACUAUCCAGUUCCGACUUAGCACUUACCGAUUUCGGUUUGCGUUCGAUGCAGACCAGUGGCAGUGAUAUCGGUGGCACAAAUCACAAUACCCAUCUGCCGCUCGGUAUUGCCGCGGGCUUUGGCGGACCAUCACGUAGUCGUAUCGGCACAAUUGCACGCCCGAAAGUCUCAAGUGCCGACUCCAUUUUAGCUAUGUUCCGUAAUCUUGCUUCCUCUUCAUCAAAUGCAAACGCCUAUGCAAUAACAACUGCCUCAAGUACCAACACAAACACUGCUAACAUAACGCAUAGUGCAUCUGUAUAUGUAUCACCAUCAACAACCCCAAACGCUUCUAGUCCACAAGAUGAUGCACCCGGCGAUGAUGAAUCCUCCACUUCGUCUAUGCAUACGCCGGUUAGUUUUUCGAGUGGUCCACCCGAUUCGCCGAUAUUCUAUCGUCAAACCACGAUUGAGGUGCCCGUGCUCGAUGUUCUUAAUGCGCACAAAUCUUCAUCAACACCAUCGUCAUCGAACUCGUCAUCGUCUACGAACUUACUGCACCCACCGACUAUACUGCUUGAGAUACCUAGCAAUGGUAUUAAUAAUAAGUGUCUAUCGCCAAUACGUGAGAUGCCUACACCGAUGCCGUCGCCAGCUCUCACACCGAUUAUGCCACGGCCACAGCGUUCAAACAGUCCGAUAUUCCAGGAAGAUCCACUGUCGACCUGUGAUUACAGCGACGAUGAGCAGAAGAGCAUACGCAGUGACUGCAGUGAUGAACAGAUGUCGGAGAAGAUCGUACUGGAUCUGCAUACGGGUAAAACGCAUGUCAUUAUUGAUAGUGAUGUGGAGACAACGCCCACUGACACCGCCACCACCUCCAUGGCAGGUCAGAACCGUGGAGCGGAUUUACUGAAUAAACUACCGCUCUUGAGAUUCUCACCACCCACGCCGACAGCAAGCGGUCUCCAGGCAACUAACACCAUUAUGAAUGCUGGAGUUGUGGCAUUGAAGCCACCAGCGAUUGUCAUUGAUGUGGAACCGCCAACACCGGAGGAGAGAACACCGCGACCACGUGAUCUCAUCAUACCAACAUUGACGGUGGAGCAUCCGAGUCCAACGAGAAAUCGUCACCCGAUGAUCAUAUUCCCGGGAUCACCACCACCGCAACGAGCCAGCAUAGGUGAAACCAGUUUUAUGUUUCCAAAUAAGCAACAACAAAAAAGGCUCUUAAAACAAUUUGAAAAACCGAACUCGCUAGAAUUUCCCUUUGUACCGCCAAUGAUUACCGUCACUUCCAAUAUGAGUGAACUGGAAUCGGAUACCGAGCCAAUGUCACCAGCCACGAAAACCGGCAAUCCAGGCGGUUUGAUGCCACCAAACCCUGUUGGUAUGUGCUACCUGAGUCCAUUCACAAUGUGCAGUCGUGCCGAUCGCACCAUCUCUGAAAGCAAUCUCAGCUCUUCCGGCUAUUCAAGCAUGGCGAGCCCCGGUCCGAGUCGCUGCGGCUCUAGUAAUCCAUUAUGUCCUGGCGAAAUGGAUGAGCCAGGCAGUGGACAUUCCGGUGGUGGUCUUUCACUGCAUGUAAAUCUUUUGAAUAGGCGAAAAAACUCUGCAUUAGCCAGCUGUAAAGAGAACAUAACGAAUGGUAAAGGUGCGGGCGCUGAAAGUGGCGCGACAGGCAGCAGUACUGAUCAUUUGCAUAGACCACGUUCCGAUUCUGAGACGUUCUCGGACGAAAUCAUAUUGGAGUCGAAUGACGAAGGUAUUGGCACUGAUCACGUCGACGAGAAAAUGGAUGAUUGUCGCUUGAGCAGCAAUCGCUUCAAAACUCUCGGUGCCUACAUGGCCGAGCACGUGCUAAUCGAGGUAGACGAACCGCAACAAGCGGCCAAUACCAGCACCGUCAGCAGCACGAGUGCCAGCCAUCAAAUGGCACAACUGCAACUGCCUUCUAUUGUGAUACAAAUUGAUGGUAACGAAAAGGGUCUGUCACCGGUGUCGUCGCGUUCGGAAAGUCCGCUGAGUGAACGCGCCAGUAUGGGACGCUUUUCGCCACAUUUUUAUGGACGUAAGGAUCAAUUGCCAUUCACCGAUUCAGAUGGCCUCUAUGACUUUCCAUCGUCGGAUGGUAAAGGCGGCUCCUUCACACAUCAGCGUCGCAGCAGCAGUAAAAAGCGCGAACGCAAAUCAUCGAAAUGUUCAGCCACACAAUCGCCGACAAAGCAACAACUCGAUUUACCGAGCAAGGAGUCGCUGACUGCAUCGACCACUACGCCGAGCAGUAGUACACAUACAUGUAGUAAGCAUUGUCUUUCGCAUCAUCACCCCUGCCCAGUUUCGGCAGUUACCACACGUAAGAGCCCAAAGAGACGUCUCAAUAGCCGACCACCAGUAGCGAGCAGCUCAUCCUCAUCGGAGAGUCUAGUUUCACCCAAAGAGUUGGCUCUAACACGACCUCUGCCGCGGCGUCUCAAUUCUCCGAAUCGUGAGAAGCGUCCACGAAAACAGGAGAGCCUCAGCGAAGAAGAGGUGGCCGAUGCUUUAUUGCGUCGUAUAUCACCCAGCAUUGUAAAGGAAGAUACUGAAACUGUUAAGCCGAAAUGUAAAAUAAAUCGUUUGCGUGCGAUCGGCAAUCAAAUAAGAUUUUUGCGUCGCUUGAAAAAGUCCAUAAAAACUCGUGAGCGUCUAGCCUCACCAUCGGAUAGUUGUCCCGAAGAGAAUACCGACGACAUGGACUCACCACAAGCCACAUCGCCGUUGCUACAACCGACAUCGCCCAACAAGACGCGCAUAGCGUUAUGUCGGCAAAAGCGCCUGCCUAGCGGUACUUAUGGCAUCACAGCCGCUGCACUCAACUCCAGCAACUGGAAGGGCAUGGAUCGCAGUCUCAUCGGCGACGAUCUAAAUAGCGAUUAGACAAAUGCCGCUAUAACGAAGUCGGGCACGAGUUGGUUGUGUUUGCCGCGAACCGCUAAGGGGCGUAGCGUAAGGCUGAAAUUUACGAAUAUUACGUAAUAUUUAGGUGUGUAUACACUGUGUUUACAACAAAUAUGCAUUAAUAGCGUAAAGUGUAGUUGUAUAGGUUGUAGCCUAAAAAAAAACUAGAUAAUAGUGCAGACACUAGUGCUUAUAUAUUUAAGUAUAGAUAUUAAAGUUAGUUAAAUAUGGAAUUGAUUUUUCGUGAAUGUAAAACAGUGGUAGGCACAUAGUUAGAUAUACAUAUAAAUCCACUUGUAUGUAUGUAUAAUAUAUAUGUAUAUGCUACAUAUAGCGUAUCUAUAUUACAUGCAUACAUGUUUAAGCAGUAAAUAUGCAUAGACCUAAGUAACUGUGCCCAGUACUUAGAACCACACAUACACACGCACACAGUUGCAGAUGUGAGUUAGAAUAUAUAGUAUAUAUAUAAAAUUUACAUACAAAUAACAUGUUUUAUUGUGCGCCCUUACCGAAAAUGGACACGCCUAAAUCCACUUGUAUGUAACAUAUGUACAGUUGUAUCCGAAGCAAUAGCAUUGCAAAAGCAUUCUAAAUUCCACUUGAGCUACAUGAAGUUCUUAAAAGCAAAAUAUGCAAAUGUUGCAUAUGUACAUGGUAUAUCCAUAUAUAUGUACAUACAUAUAUAGUUAGUAUAUAUAAGUAUAUAAUAUAAAGUAAUUACUUAACUUAAGCAUUAAAUUAUUUAUAAUAGGUGAAAUGUGCUCAACAAUUUGCGCUGUGUUAAUUUUGUUUGAUGAUAAACUAACACAAAAACAACAAAUUAGACAAAAAAACAAAACACAAAAGUAUUCUACCCUAUACAAUACGUUGUACGGGUGUAAAAAUAGAUCAUUACUGUCAUAUAAAUGAGUUUAUUAAUGAGUGUUUAUAGACUUAUUAUUAGAACAUUUUAAUUUAUGGUAUUUAAACACAAUUUUUUUUAUUAAGUUUUUUAAGAACUAAGCUUGUAUAGAUCAACAAUUUAUUUUAAAUGCAUACCAUACAUAACCAAGCACUGGAGGAAACUAUUUAGCUUAAAAAUUAAAUAAAACAGCAAGGAUUUAUAUAUUAUUAACUAAAAUUACUAUCUUAGCAAAUUCGAUCCAAACUAACAAAAAAACAACAACAUUCCCACGUAUUUUAUUUUAUUUUUACUUUAAUACAAAUCCUUAUUAUCGCCUUCAAAAUAGGCUCCUCAGUCAAUACCAGCAUGCCAACGCUUAAUCCAAUUUUCCAUACACUUGUUAUGAGCCUCGGCUGGGAUGGCUGACAGUGCAUUCAGCGAAUUUUGUUUUUUCCAUUCGCUAGAUUGUUGUAAAGUUUUAUCGUCAAUUUUAUAAUCUACGUCUCGUCACCAAUUAUGAUGCAUUUAUGAAUAUAGGGUACUCAGCGACAUUGUCAAGCAUCUCUUUUGCGACCUCUACUCAACGACGUUUUGCAAAAGAUUCAAAUCGUUGAGUCGAAUAAUGGCACACGUCAUACACAAAACCUUUAACAAAAUGGGUUGAGUCGAUCCAUAAGAGAUGUUAAGAUUUUCUGCUAUCUCUCUGAUGACAACACGACGAUUUUGAAGCACUGUUUCUUUAAAAUACCUCGCAAGAUUUUAUCGAAUUGGUUUGCCCUCGCUAUUUAAAUGGACCAGUCCGAGUGCAAUUUGAUCAGAUAAUAUUAAGCUGAACAUAUAGCGGAAUUUCAUUCAAAUACUAUUUAACUUUGUAUUUAGCCUUAGUUUCUUAUUUGAAUCUCAUUAUGUGAUUUAGGAGACACAUUUAAUAGGUGAAACAUAUAAAUGUUUGAUGCUUUAAAUCUGAAAAAUAGACAAAAGCAAUGAUCUCAUACACUAAAAAUUAUUUUUUAAAGUUAUAAACCUUUCGUUUACUUCCUUCAUUUCAAAUCCUCCGUACAUACUUACAUAUAGUAUGAUUGCUUAAAUUUCUAAAUAUCUUCAAAAUUUAUCUGUUUUUUUCUAUCGAUUGCUCUAAGAUAUUGUUUAAAAAACAACAAGAGUAGCUUUAUUUUCUUAAUAUUUUAUUCACAAACAAAUGUUAAAGCAUACACAUAUGUAUUACUAGUCCUCACAAAAGUAUACUUUAGUUAAUAAAAUCAUUAAAUUAUAAUUUAACAUAUGUACUAAUAGUUAUUCGUGUUGAUAUCUUUUCUGAUUUUUAUUCAUUUUUUAUAUUCACAAUUCGUAUAAACUACUCCAAAACCCAAAGCAAUAUAAGCAGAUAAGGAAGCAUGCAUAAAUAAUAAAUUAAUUAAAUAAAUUCGAUAUAAUAUAUGUCAGUUAGCAAUAAGGUUCAUAUAAUUUUUAUUGAAUACAAAAAAAUUAUAAUAAAUAAUGAAAAGCUCUAAACAAAACCGAUUAAUUUUAGAAUGUAAACCUUUAGAUAAGCAUUAAUAACUAUUGCUUGUGCAAAACUGUAGUAGUCCUAAAUGAGUUAACUGUACUGUACAUAUAUAAAUACAGAUAAUAUAACAAAGCCUAGCACAAAAUUAAGAACAGUUCGACAUUCACCUAGUUAUGUAACAGCAAAUGUAGUUAUGGUAAAUUACAAGUAAUUUGCAAAAAAAAAAUAGAGUAAUGUAGGUUAUAAAGCACUUUGCAAUUAUACAGGGUAUAUACACCCAUAUAAAUUAUAAGGCCCAUCGAAAAAAAAGCUUUUAAAUAUAUUGAUUUUGAUGAUUUUGAAGUUCAAGAAAUAAAUUUGUGUUAACAAAAUAUACGAAGAAGGAUUACUGUAGAUAGAAGUAUGUAGCGCUUGAUAUUUUUGAAAUAGCACUCAUUACAUUAUCUCCUCAGUAGAUACUUCGCUGCAAUAUUUUCUUGAAAUUAUGAUUUUUAUCUCUUACUUCUACACUCUUUAAUAUAUAUUUUAAACUUAAAAAUAUUUCAUUUUAUAUACGGAAUUCAUAUAGAGACAUUUUUUAAAAAUAUUGUAAAUUUUUUUAAAUAUGCCAAAUUAAGCGCUUUACAAACAAAAAGAUGUUGAUUUUAUGGUUCUAAUGUUAGUGAUAUUUCAAAAGUUCGAUUUAAACUCGAAAAUUAUUUAAAUAUUAUGCAAAUUUUCGAUAUUUAUUCAUUCAAAUUUUUACUUUUACAAAUUUUUAAAAUAAAAUUUAAGCGUGAUUUCAAAAAUAUUCAGAAAUUUAGUUUUUCUUUUGUACAUUUUGCGUGUAUUCUACAAAUUUAGUUGAUAUUUGUUAAAAAAAAUGAGUAUCAUUUAUAUUUCAACGUUUUUUCUAUUGUAAUAAUGCGCUAAAGUUAUACAACAACUGUUCCAGCAAACAUUAUAUAUCUUUUACUAAAAAGAAAAUGUUAAAUAUUUCUAACUAUCAAUAUUUUCAAACUGUAUACAUACAAUUACCAUUAAAUUCACAAAAACACAACAACAAUUACAUUAAAAUUUUCUCACCUCAAAUCUUAUUCAGUGUGACAGGUCGACUAGGCGUAUACGUAACAUUACGGCAAAGAGAAAAUUAUAUGAUAGAUAUAUGAUAUAUAAAAUAGGUAGUAUAUAAGAACAUAACUUAUGUACAUAUGUAUGUAUUUGUAUGAUACACAUGUAUAUUAUAUAGGCAAACGUUUUUUUUUUCGCGUUCAGAUUUUACAGUUAAGCAAAUUUUUGAUGAUGGCUUAUUGUAUUGAGACUGAUUUUGUAAUAAAAACUAAAUUUAAAAAUAAAAAUAAUACAUAAUUAAGCAAAUGUACAAUUGGAUAACUCUAACGAAAAAGUAAACAACAAUAACAACAAACAGUGUUAUGCUAAAACCAUUGCAAUACAAAUCUUGAAUAUAAAUUAUUGAAUUAAUUAAAUGUGAAUAGUUGUGAAAUUAAUGCAAUAUUAUUUGUGAUUAAUUAAAUAAAAAUAAUUAAAAAUAUUUGCGGUUAGUUGCAACAAUUUGUGAAAUUUAAAUUAAUAUAUAUGAUAUAGUAUAUGUAUAUGUAUAAUUAACGUCGUUUAAGUACUUUAUUUGUUGUUACUUGCACAGAAAAAUAUAAAUAUUGCAAUAAUAACAAGCUGCAAUUUUGGCUGGCAAUCACAUAUUACCAAAAAAAAAAAACAUGUUGUAUAUUUACAGCAAAUACUGCACACUACCAAAUACUAGCUAGGCAAUUAACUAAUAAACAUAUACACAUAUAAACACGGUAUAUAAGCGAAACUUGCACGCUAUUUAUCGGGAGAAAUGCUGCACAUAAAAAUUCUUUACUUCGAAAAUUAUAUUUUACAAAAUUCCUCUAGUGACCUACGAGGGCGGUGCGGUAAUUACUGAAUCAACAAAACAAAAAUGUAAAUUUCAGAAAAAUUACGAAUUAUUUUUCAUCGUAUGAGUAGUCUGCUUUUGGCUCGAUACGCUUCACCCGGUGAUGUUCCAGUUUAUUUAUAUCGUCUGAAAAAACGAUUUCUGGAGGUCUGUGUGCAUUCAUCGAUAUUUUUUCAAUUAUAGAAGUUUUUCUGUCAUGAUUUUUACCUUUCUCAUAUAUAAAGGACUUAGACCAAAAGAUCUAAUUCAAAUUAAAGAAGUGGAUAGCAAUUUUUUAACAGCUUUUGUGCAAAAACGCUUUACACACACACACACACAAAUAAUACUAUAUAAAUGUGCGUGUGUAUUAUAACUAUUAGAUAAAAAUUCUGUGAUAAAAGUUUCAAAAUACGAUCCUUGCAGAAAUUUAAACGGGUAUUAAAAAAAAUAAACCAACAACAACACUUUACACCACAUUUUAUGCUUCUACAUAAAACGUAAUAAAUGAGCAUGUCUAAAGGAAUCCUAUAGUGAAUGUAACAAAUAAUACAAAAAUCACAAAGAACUAAAAGAAUUUGUUAAAAUAGAUCAAAACGAAAAUGCCUGCGUAGGUUGAUUCGCAGAAUACAUACAGUUGCAAGAAAAAGAAAUGGGACAGAGCUAAACAAAUUACUAAUUACUUUAUUAAUUUCCACUAAAACUAAAUUCCAUACAUCGUCUUUAAAAAGAGGUAGUAAAAUAUAUAAGAUAAAGAGUGCAUUUAUUAGUAUGGACCGUUUUUUUAUACUAUGAUUUUUGGAGGUUUGAAAUGUUCUACAAAGGAAGUCAAUAAAAAUGUCGGCCUUAUAAUGCACACUUUCAACCUAAUUAUUUAUAUAACUUUUAUAACCCCUUUCUGUUAUAGUAAUGUCCUCAUGCCGAGUAUACGAGGUCUAGUAAAAAAAUAUUUAAUAUUUUUGUGUUAAAUUUAAAAUUUUAUUUAACAUAGUUAAAAUUAUCCGAUUUUUUUUGUCAAAUAUGCACUGUUUGGUUCGAUAACUUGUUGCCAUUUUGACGAUAAUUUCAUAAUGCCACUCUUAGAAUCCCUCGUCUUUAUUGGCAAAAAAUUGGGACAAUCGAUUUUCUAAAGCCUAUCUUGAGCCAAUUUUUUCCCAAAAACCAUCAUUCAGCAUAGACAGGAAUAGGUUGUAUUCACUUGGUGCCAAGUUCAAACUUUCUUUCUGGGUGGUUAAGACCCUCCCAACUAAGCUUUCCGAGCUUUUGGCGAGUCAUUAUCGAUGUAUGUGGCCCGGCGUUGUCUUGACGGAACACAAUUCCUCUCCUAAUGACCAAAGCUGACCGCUUCUGAGCAAUUUUUUUCUUUCUGUAAAAUUGUUGACAGUACAGGUUCGAAUUCCCCUGCGGGUUUGGGGAAAGAAUAUGCCCGCGGCAAGGCAUGCCUGUCGUAAAAGGCGACUAAAAGCCAAUAUGCACUAUGACUGUUAUUAUAUUCUUUGCCCAGUAAUAUCAGCAUAGUAUGUGGAGUGAUAGUGCUAUAAUACUCAGCUUGAACUGAUAUUAGAAACACUUUAAAUGAAAAAGCAAAUAAAAAGACAUUUGAAGUUCAAGCGACAAAUGUCACCAGUCAUUUGAGUAAUGGGGAGCUCAACUGGCAGUAGUUUAGGCUACGCAGUCUGACCGGAGACUUUCCGGUACCACGGGGAGCAGAAAGCCCUUGGACUUCUGUUCAAUCUGCUCAUUGGGUUCGGCCCUUUGGGGAGUAUCGUGGUGGCUGUGGUUUAAACCUAAAUGCUGGAAGAACUGAAUUUUCAGUUCGAAAAAAGAAGUUACAUAAGUAACUGGGUGCCGUACCCGAAAACGGAAGAGGUUUUAGGUCGGCCUCGAAUCAUACCAAGAUGGUAGUGUGGACCCAGACACACUGCCACUGGUAUCCAAAUAAAUACUUGCAUAAGCUCGUUUUGUUUGGGGCGCUGAUCAACGCAUUGUAUUGAUCCGUUGUGUUUUGAACACCGUGAGGUAAGGCCGUCGCCGGCAGGUACUCACGUAAAUCUACAACGAAAGUACAGGUUCGAAUUAAAAAUUAAAUUUUAGCACUAUAAGGACAAAUAACUCAUUUUUUUAGGGUUCCAUAGAAUUCUUUCAUAUGUAUUAAUUUUAAAUUUCUACAAUUUAAAUGCCAUAAUUAUAUUUUUUUCUAUAAAAACUUACGCCCAUGUCCCAUUACACUUGCGCGCGACUGUAAAUCUGAAGACAGAGAGCACUACAUACUACUUUUACUUACCUGCAAGCAUACAUACAAAUAUAAGAGUGUUUGAAAUAAGUUCACUGCAAUUUCAAAAGUGGUAUCUUAAAUAGAAAAAACUAACUAAGCUAAACGUAUAGAUAAGAUAAAUGAUAUAUUUACAUACAUAAAAUAUAAAUAGUAUACUUGUAGAGCUAAAAAGAAGUAAAAGUUAUACUUAUUAUGACAAUUGAAAGCGAAACUAAAGUGAAAAUUAUAGAGCAAUAUUUAUUUUCAAAAUAAAAACCAAAAGAAGUGAGAAUUCUCACGCCAGCCGUUCGUGUCCAACUGUUAAUUCGAAAAUAUUAUAUGGUACAUGUAUAUUUGGGGUAGAAGACCUAACAAAAACAAAUCGCACACCCAUUCACCUAUAAUAAGUGUCUAGUCGUAAUUUCAGAGCGGAAAAGAGAGAAUAUUGAAAUAGUAUUUAAGUGGCGAACGAAUUGUAUUAAAGUCUCAUUUUACUUUUAGACCAUGCACACAUGCAUACAUACCUACAUAUACAUACAUAUUAUAUAUUAUGUGUUAUACGAGUAUGUAUAUGUACAAGCACAGUGUUGGCUAGAGAAAAUGCUAUAAAAGUUAGUUAAACAAAAAAAAACUAGAUAAUUAAUUACGCAUAUAUUGCUAUUCAAGUUUUACUUAAGCUAAAAGAGAGAAAAAAUAGUUAUAUAAAUAAAAUAUUAUAUAUAUAUAUAUAAAUACAUGCAAAUAUGUAUUAGAAAAAUUAAAAAAAAGUAAAAUAAUAGAAAUAAAUAUAUUUAGGCAUAUUUUUUCUAAUGCACCUUCAACUCUCACGCCCUCACACUUACACACCCACACCGAAUAGUUCACUUGUCUAUUGCAAAGCCACAAAUAUAUAUUGUAAAAAUAAAUAAAAAAUAAUUUAAAAAUAAAACUAUCGUAUGAAAGAAAAAAAGUCACGUGAUCCACGAACCCAGAAUUGUCCGAAAAAUAAAUGCUAUUGUAAGAAUACUCGUAUGAAUAAACCAAAUUACGUUGAAAAUAAUAAAUUAUGUUGAUAAUGACUGCUCUUCUGUCUA
Bactrocera oleae (olive fruit fly) is the source of this 20053-nucleotide messenger RNA. RefSeq lists its product as uncharacterized. Gene Ontology annotation, cellular component: blood microparticle. Lineage: Eukaryota; Metazoa; Arthropoda; Insecta; Diptera; Tephritidae. Gene Ontology annotation, biological process: zymogen activation. The record is from RefSeq and is a predicted model, not a curated record. Gene Ontology annotation, molecular function: calcium ion binding; serine-type endopeptidase activity.